Molecule: messenger RNA, 854 nt
Organism: Papilio xuthus (Asian swallowtail)
Lineage: Eukaryota; Metazoa; Arthropoda; Insecta; Lepidoptera; Papilionidae
Source: RefSeq, a predicted model, not a curated record
GUAGCACCUAGUUGUUAGCCAGUCGUAUUGCAGGCAGACGCGCGCGCGGUACUGGCCGGCGGGAACCGGCGCGAGCGGGCCCAUUACUGGUGCGACUACCCAAACGGUCGACUUGACAAAAUGGCGCAAGUGACGCUGUGCAUUUUGGCGGUAAUUUGUAGCUUACUCCACCAAGGUCUGGCGAUAGUAUGCUACCAAUGCAAUAGCCACAAUGAUUCGCGCUGCUUACUGGAAAAGCUGCCGGAUUCUCUGCGGCUGCCGUGCAGUGGACCUAAGGAUACUAUGUGCAGGAAGAUCACACAGGUCGUCGAGUUUGAGAUGAACGGUAUGCCGCCAGACAGCCGAGUCAUCAGAGGCUGCGGCUGGGACGACACCAGUUAUAAGGGUCGUUGCUAUCAGCGGUCAGGUUUCGGUGGGAGACAGGAGGUAUGCUCUUGUUUGGAAGACGGCUGUAACUCAGCCUCUGUGCCAGUCGGAGCGACCGUUUUAAUGUUACUCACAUUCGCCUUGCUUAAGUUUUAAAACUUAUAAAUACCAAAAUCCUAGGAUAAUUGGAAUUGGAUCUGAAAAUAUUAUAUGAGUAAAUUGCAAAAGAUACGAAUGUUGGUGAAUGGUAAAUCCUUGGAUGAUGUAAUUAUCACUAAAACCUCUAUGUGUUCUAUUUAAAGUGCUAAAUAGUGAAUUAGCAUAUCAAGUACGUCAAAGAUAUUCUAAUAGGUUUAGCGGCAUUUUAAUUAUGUCUAACGAACCUUACCUCGAGUUGCUAGUUCAUGUAAAAUAAAUCAAAACGUUUAAUAGCUUUAUUGUUGUGUUUGUGAAAUGUGAGUAUAUUUAUUAAAAAAAGUUUUUAAUUA